Messenger RNA from Phytophthora infestans T30-4, 1416 nucleotides. RefSeq names its product Voltage-gated Ion Channel (VIC) Superfamily. Gene Ontology annotation, molecular function: voltage-gated potassium channel activity. The record is from RefSeq and is a predicted model, not a curated record. Gene Ontology annotation, biological process: regulation of membrane potential; potassium ion transmembrane transport. The transcript has a single exon. Gene Ontology annotation, cellular component: membrane. NCBI's taxonomy places the organism in Eukaryota, Oomycota, Peronosporomycetes, Peronosporales, Peronosporaceae. Bases 1 to 1416 code for a protein of 471 amino acids.
AUGUUCGCUAAAGCACAACGGAUGGACGCAACAGUGUCACCCGAAGACAUUCUGUCAGCCCGGAAGCGCGACGGAGAACUCGGUCGAUUCACACUCUAUCACGACUCACCGUAUCGCUACAUGUGGGACUUAUUGAUCAUGGCAAUGAUCCUUCUUGAUGUGAUUCUAACUCCAUUAUCGCUCGGGUUCAACUUCACGCCGCCCUUUAUGACUGGAUUGAAUAUCUGUGGAACAAUACUUUUCGUGAUCGACUUUAUUGUCCACUUCUUCUCGUCGUACACUGACGAGCGUGGAGAUCUCAUUUCGGGACCUAAGCGGACAGCAAUGAAUUAUUUACUUAGUGGUUGGGCGAUUCCCGAUUUCCUUAGUUGGUUCCCGUUCGAAUUGUUGGCGUCAUCAAGCAAAGGGCGAGUUCUCAGCUUUACAAAGAUUUUUCGACUGGCAAAAGUGAGCCAGUUAGCAAGAAAGUUUAACUCCGCCAAGAAGGCAGGCAUCCUGAGAUUUAUCUUACUGCUAAGUAUCGUUCUUACCAUCGUUCAUUUACUGGCGUGUUACUGGAGUUGGGUGGCCCAAGGGUGGCGUGCGCACCUACAAGACAACACCUUUGUACCCAGAUCGCUGUUCGAUGAGUACGCGCUGUGUUGGUCGUUAGUUGUUGGGUGCUUAAACGCGAGUCCUCCCCCAAUGUUCACGGCUUUAGAGCAAAUCUCCGUCGCUUGUUUUAUGUUGAUUGGCAACAUCCUCCAAGCCAGCGUCUUCGGCUCCGUUGCCGUGCUGAUAUCGUCGUUUGAUGAGGAUGAAACAGCGUACAAUAAAAAACUCAUUUCGACGUCAGAACGCUGUCGUUUUUUGGGCAUUUCGGACGAAUUAUCCAAACGUAUACGCGGCUACUAUGAGAAUCUGUGGCGAGAAACAAAGAGUGUUAACAGCGACGCAGAUUCUUUUAUCAACGAGCUGUCUCCCGCUCUGAUCUGUGAAGUGAAAUUCCAGUUAUAUCGCGAUAUGCUCAAGCAAAUCCCCUUCCUUUCGGCUAAGACUUUAGCGCCAGCAGUGAUCGAGAUGUUGAUCCUGCACUUGCGGACGGUCAUUUACAUGCAAGACGACGUGCUGAUCCGCAAAGGAGAAUUUGGCGAUUGGAUGGGCUUUAUCGGCUCCAAAGGUUCCGUCGGUGUGCUUGACCCGACGACGGACACUCGAAAGAUCAUUCGAAUUCUGCGUAAAGGCGAUUAUUUCGGAGAGAUGGCGCUACUGCAACGUGCGAAACGAUCCACAACUGCCGUUGCGUUGACGUGGGUGCAGAUCCACGUACUGUGUCGAAAUGAUCUUGACAGUGUCAAGGAACAGUACCCGACUCAGACGGAGAUUUUGGAACGAGAAAUCAACAAAUAUAUGCAGUCAAAGGUUCGCUACAAAUAG